UUCAUACUGUCGAAUUUCUCGAGACUGUUACAUUCGUGAUAAGUGAAUCCGUCUCGACUGUAGAAAUGGCAGGAUCAAUCUCGUGGAAUAAUUUUAUGGAGGAUGUAGUGAAACUACAGCAGCAUUCUAACUGCAUAUCUGACAGUUGGCAGUUGAUUUCCAGCACAGCUGACCCAGCUCAAAGCUAUCUCUGCAAGAAGUUUCAAAAACUCUACCGCCUUCCUGCCAUUAGCACAACUACGAUGCUGCCUAGCGAUGAGCAGGUCAUCGGCUGGAAGAUAGGUGACGAUGAGCAAAGUGUGGGGAACUGCUCUGCAAUGACGACGACGACAUGGUCACACGGUGACAAUAAGCACAUUGCCCAGCUGUGCAGCUGCGAGUAUCAUGUCGUGUACAGUGCCAGCUACGGCGUCCCAGUCGCAUACUUCAACCUGUGCCGCACCAACGGCUGCCUGCUUUCACUUGAAGAAGUGUGGUAUCUCCUGCCAGAGGAGGCAGCACGUCAUGACAAGUGGACGUUCGUCACUCAGCAGGAGCAUCCAGUGUUAGCAAGGCCCUUCUUUCAGCUACAUCCGUGUCACACAGCUGCCUUCAUGUCACGGGUGGGCAAGAGUCGAAACUACGUUGCCACCUGGCUGAGUGUCAUUGGGUCAGCCAUCGGGUUAGAUGUUGAUCUGUCUUAUGCUACACUGACGUGAGCAAGUGGUUCGAUUGCAACAAAAGGCCAUCUGCUAAUUCCAGUGUUUGUAUGCAACCUGUAGACAUAUAUAUAAGCUGUACAGCAAAUGUGUGGCUUACCUCGGGACAAGUAAUAGGCGAUGGUCUUCGCAUUAAACCGAGUAUUUUAUUCAGAUAAAAUAUAUAUGCUAAUAUAUCAUAUAUGUCAGAUAUUACAAACUUGAAUAUUUAGAUCACAACAAAUUAUUAUUUAUUUGCUGGUUAGGAAUUAGUGAAAUAUGUAGAUCAUAUAGAGCAUAUAUCCUGCAACUAACAUUAUAUCGUCUUUUGACACAUGAAAACCAAGCGUAGGUAUAACUCAGUAUUAUGAGUAUUUCUCUAUAUUACUUAGGCCAUAAUAAAAAUAUUGUUUAUUUGCCCUCACCCGACCGAUCUGCCAAAAAGGGGCCGACUCAAAUUUUU
Messenger RNA from Priapulus caudatus, 1140 nucleotides. Its product is annotated as ubiquitin-like-conjugating enzyme ATG10. Gene Ontology annotation, molecular function: Atg12 transferase activity. Bases 66 to 698 code for a protein of 210 amino acids. NCBI's taxonomy places the organism in Eukaryota, Metazoa, Priapulida, Priapulimorpha, Priapulimorphida, Priapulidae. The transcript has a single exon. The record is from RefSeq and is a predicted model, not a curated record. Gene Ontology annotation, biological process: protein modification by small protein conjugation; macroautophagy; protein lipidation. Gene Ontology annotation, cellular component: intracellular anatomical structure.